Messenger RNA from Myotis davidii, 2159 nucleotides. RefSeq names its product leucine rich repeat neuronal 1 (gene LRRN1). NCBI's taxonomy places the organism in Eukaryota, Metazoa, Chordata, Mammalia, Chiroptera, Vespertilionidae. The record is from RefSeq and is a predicted model, not a curated record. The transcript has a single exon. The annotation marks the transcript as partial. Gene Ontology annotation, molecular function: protein binding.
UCCUCCCUGCAGAGUGGCGAGUGCCCGCAGCUGUGCGUGUGCGAGGUCCGGCCCUGGUUCACCCCACAGUCCACCUACCGUGAGGCCACCACUGUGGACUGCAACGACCUGCGCCUCACCCGCAUCCCCGGCAACCUGUCCAGCGACACGCAGGUGCUGCUGCUGCAGAGCAACAGCAUCGCGGCCACAGCCGACGAGCUGCAGCAGCUCUGCAACCUGACGGAGCUUGACGUCUCGCAGAACAACUUCAGCAGCAUCCGCGAGGUGGGGCUGGCCAACCUGAGCCGGCUCACCACGCUGCACCUGGAGGAGAACCAGAUCGCCGAGCUGCCCGACCGCUGCCUGCAGGACCUGGGCAGCCUGCAGGAGCUCUACAUCAACCACAACCAGAUCCGCGCCAUCUCGGCGCGCGCCUUCGCCGGCCUGCGCAACCUGCUGCGGCUGCACCUCAACUCCAACCGGCUCAGGGUGAUCGACAGCCGCUGGUUCGAGGCCACGCCCAACCUGGAGAUCCUCAUGAUCGGCGAGAACCCCGUGGUCGGCAUCCUGGACAUGAACUUCCGGCCCCUCGCAAACCUGCGGAGCUUGGUGCUGGCGGGCAUGUGCCUCACCGACGUGCCCGGGAACGCGCUGGUGGGCCUGGACAGCCUGGAGAGCCUGUCCUUCUACGACAACAGGCUGGUCAAGGUCCCCCAGCUGGCCCUGCAGAAAGUCCCCAAUUUGAAGUUCCUCGACCUCAACAAGAACCCCAUCCACAAAAUCCAGGAGGGGGACUUCCAGAACAUGCUCCGGCUGAAGGAGCUGGGGCUCAACAACAUGGGGGAGCUGGUGUCCGUGGACCGCUACGCCCUCGACAACCUGCCCGAGCUCACCAAGCUGGAGGCCACCAACAACCCCAAGCUGUCCUACGUCCACCGCCGGGCCUUCCGCGGCAUGCCCGCGCUGGAGAGCCUCAUGCUGAACAACAACGCCCUCCACGCCGUGUACCGGGCCACCGUGGCGUCGCUCCCCAACCUGCGUGAGAUCGGCAUCCACAGCAACCCGCUGCGGUGCGACUGCGUCCUCCGCUGGGUGGCCGCCAACACGACCAGCAUCCGCUUCAUGGAGCCGCUGUCCAUGCUCUGCGCCGCGCCGCCCGAGCUGCGGGGGCAGCCGGUGAAGGACGCGCUGGCCCGGGACGUGGGCGAGCGCUGCCUCCCCAUGAUCGCCCACGACGCCUUCCCCGGCCACCUGAGCGCGGAGUUCGGCGCCACAGUGCUCCUGGACUGCCGGGCCUUGGCGGAGCCGGAGCCCGAGAUCUACUGGGUCACGCCCCUGGGGAGGAAGAUAACCGGGGACACGCUCUCCGACAGGUACACGCUGAGUAGUGAGGGCACCUUGGAGAUCCCCAACGUCCGCAUGGAAGAUUCCGGGAGGUACACCUGCGUGGCCCAGAAUGUGGAAGGCGCUGACACGCGCGUGGUCACGGUGAAGGUCAAUGGGACCCUCCUGGACGGGGCCCAGGUGCUGAAAAUGUACGUGAAGCAGACGGAGUCCCACUCCAUCCUCGUGUCCUGGAGAGUGACCUCCAACGUCAUGACGUCGAACCUCAAGUGGUCCUCGGCCACCAUGAAGGUUGACAACCCGCACAUCACCUACACGGCCCGGGUGCCUGUGGACGUCCACGAGUACAACCUCACGCACCUGCAGCCGUCCACCGACUACGAGGUGUGCCUCACCGUGUCCAACGUCCACCAGCAGACGCAGCGGUCCUGUGUCAACGUCACCACCAAAACGGCCGCCUUCGCCCUGGACCUCUCCGACCAGGACGCCAGCACGGCCCUGGCUGCCGUCAUGGGCUCCAUGUUCGCCGUCGUCAGCCUCGCGUCCACGGCCGUGUAUGUCGCCAAAAGGUUCAAGAGGAAAAACUACCACCACUCGUUGAAAAAGUACAUGCAAAAGACCUCGUCGAUCCCACUCAACGAGCUGUACCCCCCGCUCAUCAACCUCUGGGAAGGGGACCCCGAGAAGGACAAGGACGGGGCCGCGGAGGCCAAGCCCGCCCAGGUGGACACGUCCAGGAGCUAUUACAUGUGGUAACGCCGGGGAGACGCUGCUCUGGCGGCGAGGAGCACAAAGACGCUUUUGCUUUAUUCUGCAAAGUAACACGUGGGAGACUU